CUGGAGUGGACCUACGAGCGACGACGGGAAGCCCAGAUGAUCCUGCCCUACCUCUACCUCGGUCCCAUGACCGCGGCAAAAGACGAGGCGUUCCUGCGCGGAGACAAGGGACAUGCGGGCGCACCGGGUGGCAUCACGAUGGUGCUGGGAGUGAGGCAGAAACACAGCUUUGAGAGCAAGCUCAUGACCGGUGCACUGCGGAAGGCGCAGGAGGCGGGGAUUGAGUGCCACACCGUCGAUUUGGCCAGCAAUCAGGACCUGAUCCAUAACUUCCCGCAAACGACAGCUCUGAUACUUGAUCACAUGACGCGUACGCCCCACGCAACGGGGGGGUUGGGCAAGGUGCUUGUGGUAUGCGAAAGUGGUAACGAGCGGAGUGCAGGCGUGGUGGCCGCAUACCUCAUGGAGACGCAUACAGAUGUCGAUUACAUCAAAGCUAUGCAACUAGUCCAAGCGCAACGCUUUUGUGCGAACUUCGACGAUGCGAUGAAGCGCCUUCUGCAGGGCUACUGGGACAUUCUGCGUGCAACGAGGGAAGUG
Messenger RNA from Baudoinia panamericana UAMH 10762, 540 nucleotides. RefSeq lists its product as uncharacterized. Lineage: Eukaryota; Fungi; Ascomycota; Dothideomycetes; Mycosphaerellales; Teratosphaeriaceae. Gene Ontology annotation, molecular function: F-box domain binding; protein tyrosine/serine/threonine phosphatase activity. Gene Ontology annotation, biological process: dephosphorylation; regulation of ERK1 and ERK2 cascade; negative regulation of SCF-dependent proteasomal ubiquitin-dependent catabolic process. The record is from RefSeq and is a predicted model, not a curated record. The annotation marks the transcript as partial. The transcript has a single exon. Gene Ontology annotation, cellular component: cytoplasm; nucleoplasm.